AUGGAUAUAGUUUCGUCGGUUAUGAUUGGGGGGUUUAUAUUUAUGUGCUUGUAUUUGUUUUGGUUGUGGUUUUGUUUUGGAACGUGCGUUAAAAAACGACAAAAAACGCGCAAUGCGCAAGGGAGGCGACAGUACAUAGGGACGCGGGCGCGGCCGUCUCUAUCGCAAGUGGAGCCAACGAUAUAUGUCAGCCCCGCCAAUCUACCCCCACCGCCUAAGUAUGAGGCGAUGGCUCCACCCAGCUACGAAGAGGUAGUCGGCAUACACUAUCCGAACUACCAGCCGACACAAAUACAACCAAUCGCACAUCCCAUAGCAACAGCUAUGGCGCAAAAUACCAACGCGAGUGUUGCCACAUCAAAUAUCGCUGACACACCGCCUGGUGGAACACCGACCACUGUUCUCUCAGUGACAAAUGAAAGGAGAACAAUUGUGACAUCCAGCUCAUGA
Molecule: messenger RNA, 450 nt
Organism: Parnassius apollo (apollo)
Lineage: Eukaryota; Metazoa; Arthropoda; Insecta; Lepidoptera; Papilionidae
Source: the annotation of a GenBank genome assembly